AAGAUAUAACUUGAAAAUGGAAAAGAGUAGUGUAGUCUCUCUUAGAUUAGGAUGUGGAGUCAUAAUCUUGGACGCUGAGGAGUCAUGGCGUGUCCAACCACUGAGAUUUGGGGGGGAGGGUUUUAGUUUUGAGAGAGAGAUAGCGUAGCGAAAGGGAAGACAAAUGAAGAAGAAUGGUGUGGACCUGGAGGAAGAGGGUGAUGCCGGAGGGUCAUCGGUGGAGGUUGUUUCUGGGGAUCACGUAACCCUCACCACCAUCCUUGUUUCCAAUGGCGACUCCCUCGUUCAGGUUGUUGUUUCUGAUGGGGACCAACUCUCUCCCAAGAAGCCUCACCUUUCUAGGACUCCCAGUUCUCACGACCAAUGCAGAGUUUGCCAGCAGGAGAAGGAAGAAGAUUUGAUAGAUCUUGGAUGCCAAUGUAGAGGUGGGCUUGCAAAAUCUCACCGAACAUGUAUAGACACUUGGUUUCAUACAAAAGGUUCAAACAAAUGCGAGAUAUGCCAACAGGUAGCCUCAAAUGUGUCUCCUCCGGAAUCCCAACCGAGUGCAAAUUACUGGGUUUGGAGGGUUGACCCAAACUUUAGAGGGUCAAAUAUUGCGCAGGAACAAGCAAGGGGUUGUUUUAAACCACUUUGGGUGGCUUUGUCAAUCCUCAUUGGCGGUCUUCUGUUGGAUGUGCUGAUAUCAAUUGUUCUUGGUGUCUCUGCAUUGCCUGUGAACAUCAUCAUUGGUGUUAUUGUCGUCCUUGGACUUGGAACUGCAAUACGGCUUGCCCUGGAAUUUUGCCAUGAGUGGAGUUUAAGAAGAGUAUCACAGAGAGUAGAUACAAAUGUGACUCUUGGUUACUAUCCUACUUUGUAGAUCAUACACCUGAUGCAUUGGAAAAGAUCAUUCUCCAUUAAACAGAUUUGAUUUAUUCAGUUGAGUGUGCCAUGAAAUUUUCUUUGGAAAUCCAUCUGAUGUUGUCAAGUCCUCUUUAUUCUAGAUUUUAAUAUGAUUAUACGCAUUCAUGCUGCUUCGAUUUGCAUUACCAGAAACAAGUAGUCAUUCUCGUGGAUGUACGUGUUUUGAGUGGAUGCAUAUUUGUUUGUAUUCUUCGUA
Messenger RNA from Vitis vinifera (wine grape), 1102 nucleotides. RefSeq lists its product as uncharacterized. Bases 164 to 862 code for a protein of 232 amino acids. The record is from RefSeq and is a predicted model, not a curated record. The transcript has 7 exons. Gene Ontology annotation, molecular function: zinc ion binding. NCBI's taxonomy places the organism in Eukaryota, Viridiplantae, Streptophyta, Magnoliopsida, Vitales, Vitaceae.